Messenger RNA from Postia placenta MAD-698-R-SB12, 546 nucleotides. RefSeq lists its product as hypothetical. Gene Ontology annotation, biological process: endoplasmic reticulum to Golgi vesicle-mediated transport. The transcript has 4 exons. Gene Ontology annotation, cellular component: nucleus; cytoplasm; TRAPP complex. The coding region runs from base 1 to 546 and encodes 181 amino acids. NCBI's taxonomy places the organism in Eukaryota, Fungi, Basidiomycota, Agaricomycetes, Polyporales, Adustoporiaceae. The record is from RefSeq and is a predicted model, not a curated record.
AUGUCCCACCACCUGUUCUUACUCUCGCCGUCGGAUACUCCGCUGUAUAAUUUGACUCACUAUUCAUCCAAACCAGCACAGCCGACUUCGACAUCGCCUCUCGCGUCUAAUCUACCCAGCUGGUCGACCUCUGCGUUUGCCGGGACGCUGACAGCCUUGUCUGGUGCAACGAGUGCAACGCAGGCCCACCAUGUUCAAGGUGGAACAGUCCGCAUAGGCGGUGGCCAGGAUAGGCACGUCAUACAAAUGAUUGCAAACGCUAGUUUGGAUGUGAUCGAAGAGGUGGUUCGGAAGGAGAGCAUCAUGUACUUGAAAUCCGUAGACAAGUUUAAUGAAUGGACUGUGUCUGCGUUCGUGACGCCGGGAAAUAUGAAGUUCGUGUUGCUGCACGAAGCACGCAACGACGACGGGAUCAAGACGUUCUUCAAUGAGGUUUGGGAGUUGUACGUCAAGACGAUGCUCAACCCGUUCCACACCGCGCACACCCCUAUCCGAAGUCCCGUGUUCGACGCAAGGGUUAGAGCAAGCGCGAAGAAGUAUUUGUGA